Fundulus heteroclitus (mummichog) is the source of this 4890-nucleotide messenger RNA. RefSeq names its product claudin domain-containing protein 1. Lineage: Eukaryota; Metazoa; Chordata; Actinopteri; Cyprinodontiformes; Fundulidae. The transcript is spliced from 4 exons. The coding region runs from base 452 to 1210 and encodes 252 amino acids. The record is from RefSeq and is a predicted model, not a curated record. Gene Ontology annotation, cellular component: membrane.
GAGGAAAAACCGGGGAUUAUAGUGGGUGUCUGGCAUUCUGGGUGCGCAGAGCAUCCCAGAAAGAAUCCCCCUCAUACAAUUUGCUUUGAUCAUGCUUGUGCUACGUGGGAUAUAACGCAUUUUAUCCAGGAGGACUGGACUACUGUUCUGGCUGAGGAGGGGCUGUUAUAGCGGACUGUAGCUGCGGGGCCGCCCACCAUCUGUGGAAGUGGGACAGCGGAACAGAUGGCGCGUCCAAGCCGUCCGGCACCACAGAUAAAGGUGCGGUCAUUAAAAUAACCCCCUUUUACUGUUUGUUCGAUUUCUGCGAGACUUUCCCCCUCCCCUUAUAUAAACCAGCCAUGUCGGAGUGACUGGACGCAACCGGAGGACAGGAAUCCGUCCGCUUGAACCGAGACCACCGACUCCGACCUAAUCCCUCCCCCUGUUUUAAAUCCCUCUGGGUGGAACAAUGGUGGAUAACCGCUACGCCACGGCUCUGGUCAUCGCCUGCGUGCUGAGCAUCCUGGCCACCGUGUAUCUGUCGGUGGCCAUCGGCACGCAGCACUGGUACCAGUACAGCAGCCCCACGGUGCGCGGCGAGGCCAACGUGUCCGAGCUGCGCUCCCUCUACGACGAGUUCAUGAGCGGCGAGUUCGACGAGAAGACCUACAGCGACACGCUGUUCCGCCUCAACGGCACCGUGGGCCUGUGGUGGCGGUGCGUGCUCGUCCCACCCUCGGCUCACUGGAACAAGGAGGCAGAUGCCAAGAUGGUGCUGGAGUGCCGACACUUCACUCUGCCGGAGCAGUUCACCCCUAAAUACAAAGAGCCAGGGAACCACAACAGCGGAGAGGACAUGCUCCGCACCUAUUUGUGGAGGUGCCAAUUUCUGCUGCCACUGGCGUCUCUGGGCCUGGUUGUGUUGGCGGGCCUGAUUGGGUUUUGCGCCUGUCUGUGCAGGAGCCUCACGCCCACGCUUGGUAUAGGAGUUCUCCAUCUCUUGGCUGGUCUGUGCAGCCUGGCCACGGUGUGCUGCUACCUGGCUGGGAUGGACCUGCUCCACAGGGUGUCCAUGCUUCCGGACAAGGUGGACGGCUCCCUGGGUUGGUCUCUAUACCUGGCCCUCAUCUCCUCGCCGCUGCACAUGAUGGCUGCCGCGCUGCUGGUGUGGGCGGCGCGCAGCCACAGCCAGAACUACUACCGCAUGACCGCCUACAGGGUGGCAUAAUCAGAGAUUUUGCUCACAUAAACCACUCUGGCACAAAGAUAAAUUUUAUAUUGAUGUCUAAGGGUGAAAAAAAAGAAACCUAUAGGUUAAUAUGAGCUUUUUAUCCCAUCUUAUCUUCAAAGUCUACAGUGAAGACCCUAAAGUAUGCUGCAUUCAUUCAUUUAAUUAAAAAUGUUUCUCUCUAGGGCGGCUGAUGUAAAAAGAUGAAUUUAGCACACAGACCAGGUCAGAAACACUGAAAGUAAGCCUAGUUGUUUUAUUUGGAUUUUCUGGUAAAACCCUAUCAAUCAACAGCAGGAGUAAUACCCCUGGUAGUGUUUUUAAUAUAAUUUAUUUCUACAAAAGUAAAAUAGUCUCAACGUUUUCACAGAUGAGUGACACCCAUUCUUUCAUAUUCUCUGAAAAGGAUAACGCAAACGCCACAAAAUGUGGUUCGCUGGUUUGUUCCAGACGGCUCUCCCCUCCAACGACAGUAAAGCACAGCGAAGGUCUGUUGUGCUCGUCUUUGGCACUGCAGGCGCUAAAUGUGCUGAAGGAAUAAUUAGAUAAUGAAAACAUUUCAGACCCAAGUGCCCCAUCUAGUCCUAGGCGUAACCAGGCUUUGGGUGACGUUUCCUGCUGCGUCAGAGCAGCAAUCUGGAGCAAACACCCCUCAGAAGAAUGGCGAAAAUGAAAAGGCUGGUUAAAUAUUGGCGUGCGAACAGCCCUGAUGUAAAUUGCCGUGGACCUCAGAAGUAUUCAAAUGAACCCGGUCACAUCAAGAAGUAAAAGAUCCACAUACCAGUGGAAGAGUGCCAGAAAUCACAAGAGGAUGGUUGCAAGAUUGCUUUUGUUUUGUUUACAGGUUUUUAUUUUGGAAACUAAGUAAGUCGAUCUGCAAAGAUUUUGGAAGACGUGACGUUCUGCUCUACUCUGAUGUUUUUAGACUUUUUAGAGAGACUUUUGAGAGUCUCUCUAAAGUCUAAGUCUGAGUUUUUAAAUCAAUUCAGUUUAUUUAUAUUGCGCCAAUUUACAACAAAUAUCAUUUCAACGCACUUUACGAAACGGGCAGACCCAGUUUAUGUACAGAAACAUAUGAUCAAAUCUGUCCUAUUAUAUAGACAGGUUCAACUUCAAUGUCACAUCCCAUUUCGUUCGUUCCUUGUUAUGAUAGAGUGCAGUCAAGUUCAGUUCAUAAUGCCAACUGCUGAGAGGUUUUCUAAGAAACCACAACUGAUAACAUCGAGUCAUUGUCUUUGCAUCAAUGCCUCCUCCCGAGUGAGCAAGCGGGACAGUGAUCGGCCGAUUGCACUGAAUCAGACUUUGCAGCCAAUCCCUCACAUUAAGAAAAGUAUUUUGCAGCCGGCCAGCGCUUUCAUGGGGCCUCAUUCCAGUAGUUUUGGUACUUUGGUACUUAAGACCGCUGCUUCCUCUUCAGUGUCGUUUGUUCGCUGUUGAUUUAGCAAAGCAUGUGCUUUUAAAGAUUUUCCUCUGACAAGGAGCUGGCCAGAAUGUCGUCGGUUCAGUUUUCAGCGUGUGCCAAGUGCCAUUAACGAUUCCAAAGGAAAUAUUAACGGAAGUCACUUAGAGCCCGCACCGAUUCAGUCAAAUAUCUAAAGCACGUGUGCUUGAAUUGCUUUAUUUUCAGUUCCUCUGUAUACAUAAUGUACAUAUCAAACAGGGUAGAUUGCAUUCUAAAAAGUGAAUCAAAAAUGUUUUGUAAACUCUUAAGAAAAAAAAAAAUCUUAAUAGAGAGGAACAGUUUAGGUCAGAAGUUUACAUGCUGUACACUCCUCCUCGACAUGAGUAACAAUAUUUUGGGGCUUUUAACAACUAAUAUAACAGGUUUUUUUUUUUUGUUUCCAGGUUAGAAUAAUUAUACAUCAAUACAUAAAAACAAGAAUUGGGCUCACAAGUUUAAAAUGAUUGUGCAUCAUCUUCUUAUCCACGCAUGGUGAAAAUUAUACUCACAGCCUAAACAUAUAAUAGACAACACUAUAGAUUUAAUCUCUCCUCUUUGAAGGUUUUUUUAGGGGGGGUGAGUAUGGCUUUUCAAGCAUAGGCCACACAUUUUCUGUAGAGCUGGAAUUUUAGAAAGGCCAUGCCUGAAGCUCAACGUCAGCCAGUUUUAUCCGUUACAAAGCUAUUUGUGGUGUUUAUUUGGGAUCCUUGUCCUGUUGAAACGGCCAAUUGCUACCAACAUUAAAACAUCGAGCAUUUAGCGCUCCUUGAUUUAUUCCAGCCACAUUGUGUAAUGCACCAGAAACAGAGGCAGUGAGUGAGCCCCGCAGCAUGACGUUGCUUCCACCAUGCUUGACAGAUGGGAAUAGUAUGAGACAAAGUUGGAUAUACCUAUACAAGGACUGAGAUCUCCCACGGCAAUGUGAAAGUUGCUUCGCUGUGGACCAGACACCAGAGUGUGUGUGUGGGUAAAUUCCUACAUGGAUUAAACAUGUGCGCCCAGCUCUUGUUUUUAAAAUGUAUGAAAGUAAUUUGUUGUACAAUCCCUCCAGUCUGGAAAAAAAAAAAACAGGUCAAGUAAACCAAUAAAGGGCCAAAGAUUAAAACAACUUCAAUGUCUUUAAAAUCUGAUUCCAUAAGAAACUGUAUGGAGGUGAGUGCAAAGUGUCACACGGUGUUCUAAAAAAAAAAAAAAAAAAAAAAAAUCCUGGGCAGUGAAGCCGGUUCCUCUGAUUUCCACUGUUUCACAUCUUCUCCCAUCCUCUCAACGAGUCACAGUUGACUCGGUCCUUCUGUCCGAGGUAUGAGGCCACGCCUGUUAUUUCACUAACGUGGGAGACACACCUGAAGAACUGAAUGUUUCCAGCCAAACACUGAAACAUUUCGGCAACCUGCUUCAGGUGCUUUGACACAAAAGGUUGUUUAGCUGAGAGGCUAAACAGAUUGUUACCGCAUUGGUGUUUGCUAUUAUGAAAUAUCCACUUUGAUGGCUUUUUUGUUAAGUCACUGAUUUAUUUAUUCUUUAUACUUUACCGAGUAUGUGGUUUUGUUACUUUUUUAUGCACAUUUGUAACAUUAUAUCCGAUUUGAUUGAGGAAAACCUACAAAUUUUGUCCUAUAGUGAGACAUUACCUACUGUCUAGUUCACCUGAUUAUUCAUAAAAAUACAUUUUUAGUGGUUUUGUUUCCCAUGUUGUGUUUUGAUGUUUCUUUGAUUCGUAAAGAUGUAUUUUUAGUUUUUACCAUUGUAACAGAAAACCAUCAGAUAUAAGGGAGAAUGUUUGCUCUCUGUUUAAUUGUGAAUGUACUUUAGGGCCAUAUGAAGAAAACCUGAAUAUUUCUUUGCACUUUGAAAUUAUUUUGAUCAUAUCCUGAAUAUUGCUUUAUAGUUUUACACGGACAAAUAUCCACUUUUUGGGGGUAAUUUAAGUACAUUUGGGAGAAACGCUUAUUAAAGCCUGCUGGAUGUUAACAGAAGAGUAUUAUUUUUGCAAAGUUUCAAGAAACUUCUGAAUGGUUGGUUUGGUAAAAGGUCAAGAUGAGUCCUGAUUGUAUUUCACUCAUCCAACCAUCAAAAACACAGACGGCUCUUUUGUCCCUGAAUGCGUUGUUGAAAUGUGACGUUUGUGGACCCAAAAGUGAACCCAAACUAUCACUGUAUGUGUAAAUGUGUGUGCGUGUGUAUGUGCAAGGCUUGUACGUGCUGUCAUCUCAAUAAAAAAUAAUGGUAUUGCAAAAAA